UUCUAGUAAGAAACUUAGUACAAGACAAUUUAGAUUCCAAUUUGGUUUUUAGCUGCAAAAAUGUUCAAAGUGUUCAGCAUCCUCUUCGUUUGUGCGCUGGCUAAUGCAGCACCCGAUAACUUAGCCGUGCUACCGCCAGCUCCACUGGCAGCCGCGCUGCCGCUCUACAAGUCCGCGCUUGUUGCUGAACCCACACAUGUUGAAGUGCACGAACCCGCCUUGGCGAAAGUGGGCGAAUUGGUUGAGAGUGUACCCACUGCUGUUUCCCAUCAGAGUUCAACCGUUGUGCAUAGCAAAGCCCAACGCAUUACACCGUUAGUGACACCCGCCGUCCGCUCAUAUGCCACACCCGCUUUUCGAACUUUUGCUGCUGCCGCACCGUUUUUGCAACACACACCGCUACUGCGCACAAUACCAUUCGGUUUAGGUCCAGCUGCCGCUUUUGUUCACGCCAACGCUCCAGUACAGGUGCGCUCGUUCGCUUCGGCUGCUCCAUUCCCGGCACCAGUCUAUCGCUCCUAUGGAUUCUCCGCUUUUGGUCAACCGCUGGUCUAUACUUCUGCCGAAUUUAAGAAAUAAAUUGCCAACAACUCUGACGUGCGGCUUAUUUGAUGAAUAUUUUUAAUUGAUUUCCCCACUUUAUUCCCUUUUGCGACCCAUAAAUGUACGUUUGGAAAAAACAAUAAAUCCGGAAUUCUGUAAA
Bactrocera neohumeralis is the source of this 703-nucleotide messenger RNA. RefSeq lists its product as uncharacterized. The transcript is spliced from 2 exons. The record is from RefSeq and is a predicted model, not a curated record. NCBI's taxonomy places the organism in Eukaryota, Metazoa, Arthropoda, Insecta, Diptera, Tephritidae. The coding region runs from base 61 to 579 and encodes 172 amino acids.